This is a messenger RNA of Pezoporus flaviventris, 2990 nucleotides long. RefSeq names its product immunoglobulin mu DNA binding protein 2 (gene IGHMBP2). Gene Ontology annotation, molecular function: ATP binding; DNA binding; 5'-3' DNA helicase activity. The record is from RefSeq and is a predicted model, not a curated record. Lineage: Eukaryota; Metazoa; Chordata; Aves; Psittaciformes; Psittacidae. The coding region runs from base 61 to 2967 and encodes 968 amino acids. The transcript is spliced from 15 exons.
CCGCCGCCAUCGCGGUGACCCCGGCGGAAGCGGAAGGAGCGGGGGUGACGGAGCGGGGCCAUGGCGGCCGAGGCGGCGGAGCGGCACCUGGAGCUGCUGCGGGAGGAGCGGGAGGCAGAGCUCGCCCAGAGCAGGGCAUGGCAGGAAAGUGUCCCCCUGAAGGAGCUGCAGCGCAGAGGUGUCUGCCUGCUGAAGCUCCACGCUGCCAGCCAGAGAACCGGCCUCUAUGGGCGCCUGCUUGUGACCUUCCAGCCUAGGAAACAUGACCCGGAUGCUGAGCUGCCCUCGAACAGCUUCGGGCCUGGGGACAUCGCCGGCCUGUACGAGGCAGCCAGCCAGGGUGACGCGCUCUGCACGGGCAUCGUGACACGCGUCACCUCCAGAGCAGUGACAGUCGCCUUUGAGGACUCCCAGGACACGCUGAGCCUGGACCACGAGCGCUCCUACCGCCUGCUCAAGCUGGCCAAUGAUGUCACCUACAACAGGCUCAAAAAAGCUUUAAACGCACUGAAGCAGUAUCGGGGCGGUCCAGCCUCUGACCUUAUCGAUGUCCUCUUCUUUUCUGCUGAACCCAGAGCAUUCGGUGAAACAAAGCCUCUGCAGCUUUACAACAACUCACUGGAUGCAUCGCAGAGGGAGGCAGUCUCCUUCUCCCUGGCACAGAGGGAACUUGCCAUCAUCCAUGGACCACCUGGCACAGGGAAGACCACAACACUGGUAGAGAUCAUCCUGCAGGCAGUACAGCAAGGCCUGAAAGUCCUGUGCUGUGCCCCCUCCAACGUUGCAGUGGAUAACCUGGUGGAGAGGCUGGCCGGGCACAGCGUGCGCAUCCUGCGGCUGGGGCACCCCGCGCGCCUGCUGGAGCCCAUCCAGCGCCACUGCCUGGAUGCGGUCCUGGCUCGGGCUGACACUGCCCAGAUCGUGGCAGACAUCAGGAAGGACAUCGACCAGGCCUGUGCAAAAACCAAGAAGGCUCAAGACAAGGGGGAGCGGAGCCACUUCCUCAGUGAGAUCAAGACCCUGAGAAAGGAGCUGAAGCAGCGAGAAGAAACAGCGGUGGCUGCAGCCCUCAGCCACGCCAGCGUUGUCCUUGCUACCAAUACAGGUGCUUCCUCUGAGGGCCCCCUGAAGCUGCUUCCUGACAACCACUUUGACCUCGUGGUGAUAGAUGAGUGUGCUCAGGCGCUGGAAGCCAGCUGCUGGGUACCUCUGCUGAAGGCUCCCAAGUGCAUCCUGGCCGGGGACCACAAACAGCUUCCCCCCACCAUCAUCUCCCACAAGGCUGCUGCCCAGGGCCUUGCCCUCAGCCUGAUGGAGCGGCUCAUCGGGAGGUACGGGCAGAAGGUGGUGAGGAUGCUGACGGUGCAGUACCGCAUGCACGAGGCCAUCAUGCACUGGGCUUCCUCCGAGCUCUACGGCGGCCGCCUCACUGCGCACCCCACCGUAGCCCAGCACUUGCUCAAGGACCUGCCGGGCGUCACCUCCACAGAGGAGACCACAACUCCCUUCCUGCUUAUAGACACUGCUGGCUGUGACCUGUUUGAGCUGGAGCUGGAAGAUGAGCAGUCCAAGGGGAAUCCAGGGGAGGUGCAGCUGGCUGGUUUGCACAUCCGAGCCUUGCUGGAAGCUGGUGUGAAGGCAAAAGACAUCGCUGUGAUAGCCCCCUACAACCUGCAGGUGGACAUGCUGAGAGAGCACCUUGGCCACAGCUACCCGGAGCUAGAAAUCAAAUCAGUCGAUGGUUUCCAAGGCAGAGAGAAAGAGGCAGUGAUCCUGUCGCUCGUGAGAUCCAACAGGAAAGGUGAGCUGGGCUUCCUGGCCGAGGAGCGGCGGCUGAACGUGGCGGUGACGCGCGCCCGGCGCCACGUGGCCCUGCUCUGCGACGCGGGCACGGUGUGCAGGCAGCCCUGCCUGCAGCGCCUGCUGGCCCACGCCGCCCGCCACGGCCUCGUGCGCUCGGCCUUCGAGUACCUCGGAGACCUCGUGCCCCAGAGCCGCCCCCCGGAGGGGCCGCGCGGGCGGCACCGGGGGACAAAGCCGCCUGCGGGAGCCAGCCCCGAGGCGCAGGCACGGCCCGCGGGGAAGCGCGGGGCAGCAGCAGCCGGAGCAGCGCGGCCGCAGCCAGGAGCGGCGCGGAGCAGCGGUGCCCCUGGGAGGGAGAGCCCCGAGGCAAGAGGGGGCGCUGAGCGCCUAAGGGCCGCGCUGGAGGCCUUCCUGGGGAGCAGGGAGGUGCAGCUGGAUUUCCCCCCGACCCUCAGCGCCCACGAUCGGAUGCUGGUUCAUCAGAUGGCCGAGGAGCUGGGGCUGCAGCACGGGAGCACCGGGGAGGGCAGGGACCGGUUCAUCAGCGUCCGCAGGAAGGAGCCCCCGGAGCCUGCGCUGCCUGCAGCCACCUUUGCCGGGGAGCAGCAGCCCCUUCCUCGGCCCCGGCGUCCCAGCAGCGAAAGCCCUGUCCCCGCUGAGCCGGGAGGGAGCAGCCAGGGCACGGGGAAAGUGGACCUGAAAGCCCUGCACCUCGAGAGGGUACAGAGGGAGAAAGGCAGGCGGGAGGAGGCAGCGAGGAAGACUCAGGAGCCCAAGGCCAGCAGCAGGAGGAAGGACAAAGGUGAAGGCAAAGGCAAGCCAGCAGAGGCAGAAGAAGACCUCGACGCCCUGAUCUCUGCUGCCGUGAAAGCUGACAGCACGUGUGGCUUCCCCCGCUGCACAGCCAGCCUCGCCACCCUGGGCCAGCUCUGCCACCACUGCCACCGCCGCUUCUGCCUCAGCCACCACGUCCCCGAGGCUCACGGCUGCGGGGACAAGGCCAAGGCGCAGGCGCGGCAGCGCAGCAGCAGGGAAGGGCUCCUGUACCCCGGGGGCGGCUCCCUGGACCCGGCCAGGAGAGCCCUUCUCCAGCGGCGCCUGGACAAGAAGCUCAGCGAGCUCACGAGCCAGAGGAAGAGCAAGAAGAGGGACAAGGAGAAGUGAAGGAGCUCGACAGCCUCCGUUAA